This is a messenger RNA of Prosopis cineraria, 1056 nucleotides long. RefSeq names its product ribonuclease 1-like. The coding region runs from base 87 to 770 and encodes 227 amino acids. The record is from RefSeq and is a predicted model, not a curated record. Gene Ontology annotation, molecular function: ribonuclease T2 activity; RNA binding. Gene Ontology annotation, cellular component: extracellular region. Gene Ontology annotation, biological process: RNA catabolic process. Lineage: Eukaryota; Viridiplantae; Streptophyta; Magnoliopsida; Fabales; Fabaceae. The transcript has 4 exons.
AUCCCACCUUCCUAUUUUAUCUUUCUAUAAAUAGGUCUAUCAAUCCAUCACCUUCUCCAACACUCCAUAGAAUAGAGAUCAUCAAUAUGAAGUCUAAAGUGUCCAUCUCGAUCCAACUUCUGCUGUUACUGCAAUAUCUGUCAGAUCUCUCUGUUUCUCAGGACUUCGAUUUCUUCUACUUUGUUCUUCAGUGGCCAGGAUCAUACUGUGACACGCAGCGAAGUUGUUGUUACCCAACAAGUGGGAAGCCUGAAGUAGAUUUUGGCAUUCAUGGACUCUGGCCUAAUUACAACGAUGGCUCAUACCCAUCAAAUUGUGAUCCUAAUAACCCUUUUAACCAAUCUGAGGUAUCAGAUCUGAUAAGCAGUUUAGAGAGGAAUUGGGCAACACUGGCAUGCCCAAGUGGUAACGGAAUACAAUUCUGGACACAUGAAUGGGACAAACAUGGCACCUGCUCUGAGUCUCUCCUUCACCAACACGACUACUUUGCUUCAGCUCUCAACCUCAAGCAACAUGCCAACGUCCUCCAGGCUCUCUCCAAUGCUGGAAUAGAAGCAGAUGGAGGGUCUUACAGCUUAAGCAACAUUAAAGAUGCCAUAAAGGAAUCAACUGGUUUCGCUCCUUUCAUAGAGUGCAAUCAGGACUCUUCUGGAAACAGUCAGCUUUAUCAAGUUUAUUUGUGUGUUGACACUUCUGCCUCUAACUUCAUUGACUGCACUGUCUUCCCUGCCUCCAAGUGUCUAUCUCAUAUUCACUUUCCUUCUUUCUGAUUCUUAUUUCCUUUUCUUUUCUCCCAAAGAAGGUUUGCUUCUGUAUUAAAGGAAGUUAUAUUGUGAGAAAAUGGAUGACUGAUCACUAAGGAACUCUUACGAUUUUUAUCUCUCUUUUCCAUGUCUGAUGAAUUGGGCUUCAUUCUAUAACAGCCCUUUAUAGGAUAUAUAUAAUUAUAUAUCUUAUAAGUAUGUAAUUUCCUCUUCCAAAGUUGCUUUUGAUAUGUGUGCACUUAUCAGAUAUGUAAUUUUACUUGACCUUCUCCACGUCAUCAAGGAAUAUAUC